This is a messenger RNA of Colius striatus (speckled mousebird), 2708 nucleotides long. RefSeq names its product transmembrane protein 184A (gene TMEM184A). The record is from RefSeq and is a predicted model, not a curated record. Gene Ontology annotation, cellular component: early endosome membrane. The transcript is spliced from 9 exons. Gene Ontology annotation, molecular function: transporter activity. Bases 93 to 1352 code for a protein of 419 amino acids. Lineage: Eukaryota; Metazoa; Chordata; Aves; Coliiformes; Coliidae. Gene Ontology annotation, biological process: transport.
GAAAAACCUGUCUCCCCGCACCUCCGUAACAGUGUCGGCCCAGCUGUGGCUCCGGCCGUGUCCCGGCGGCUCCGUCCCACUCGCGGGCGCAGAUGAGUAAUGCUACACGUGCCUUGCCCUCUCCUACCAUGCCUGGCACCCUGGGGCCCAGCACGGUGGCCAGGCUGUCCUCAGCCCUGCCAUCCCCAGCCCUUGCCCUGCUCACAGCUGCCCACAACGACUCCCAGGACAGCCAGCAGCUUUUCCUGACCACAACAGCAGCACAGGUCAUCUCUGGCAUCUUUGUGUGGUCAGCACUCAUCGUCACCUUCCACCAGAUCUACAUGCACCUGAGGAAUUACAGCGUGCCCAAGGAGCAGCGCUACAUCAUCCGCAUCCUCUUCAUCGUGCCCGUCUAUGCCUUUGACUCCUGGCUCAGCCUCCUCCUACUCGGCAGCCACCACUACUUCGACUCGGUGCGUGACUGCUAUGAAGCUUUUGUGAUUUACAGCUUCCUGAGCCUGUGCUUCGAGUACCUGGGAGGGGAGAGCACCAUCAUGACAGAGAUCCGAGGGAAGCCCAUUGCGUCCAGCUGCUUUUAUGGGACCUGUUGCCUUCAGGGCAUGUCCUACUCCAUCGGGUUCCUGCGCUUCUGCAAGCAGGCUACGCUGCAGUUCUGCAUCGUGAAACCUCUCAUGGCGAUCGUCACCAUCAUCCUGCAGGCGUUUGGGAAGUACCACGAUGGGGACUUCAAUGUCCGCAGCGGAUACCUCUAUAUCACCAUCAUCUACAACUUCUCUGUCAGCCUGGCACUUUAUGCCCUCUUCCUCUUCUACUUUGCCACCAUGGACCUGCUGCGCCCGUUUAAGCCGGUCCUCAAGUUCCUCACCAUCAAGGCAGUCAUCUUCCUCUCCUUCUGGCAAGGGACUCUGCUGGCAGUCCUGGAGAAAUGUGGGGUGAUCCCUGAAGUUCAGAUCAUUGACGGGAAGGAGGUGGGUGCUGGGACAGUGGCUGCUGGCUACCAGAACUUCAUUAUCUGCAUAGAGAUGUUCUUUGCUUCCAUUGCCCUGCGCUACGCAUUCACCUGUCAGGUGUACAGAGAGAAGAAAGAAAACUCAACAGCCAACCUUGCCCCGAUGCAGAGCAUCUCAAGCGGGCUGAAGGAGACCAUAAGCCCCCAGGACAUCGUGCAGGAUGCAAUUCACAACUUCUCGCCCACCUACCAGCAGUACACCCAGCAGUCCAUGCAAGAGGCAGAAUGCAAGGCGCCGGGGCAGAACGGGCACGUGGCCUCCAAGUCAGAUGGACUGAGCAGCAGGAAGAGCAAAAACAUUGAGAAGAGAGUGCUGAUCCUGUCGGAUGAGGAGCUGUAGGAGACAUGGGAAGGGACAGUGACACCACCAGAGAGGUUUAACCCCGUGCAAAUGGGAGCUGUCACAAGCCUGAGACACCCUGGUAGUACCAAGAAGCCAGGAACUCUACACAAAAAGACAGCCUCUCGAGGGGAAGAUGCAAGAACUCAAGGAAAGGUUAAACCAAAUAGUGCCAGCUUCUGCUGUCCCAUCUCCACUGGUGUUAAGGAUGGGGCUGGCUUUGCUCCUGCCACUGAGCAGCCCUGUUCUGCACUCUGGGCUUCGCUGUCCCACCACUGGUGUCUUGAUGCUGCCUCCCUAUCCACACUGGGGGAUGCCAGGCAGGGAGGGGAGCCAGGCUGCAGGACAGACCAGCCACCCUCACCCUCCUCUUACCUCCAAGCAGUGCUGAAGCCUGAAAGAAAUGCUUUUCUCAGCAUGGUACUGCUCUAGUUUCUCCCAGUUUGGGUAAAAAAAUGAUCUCCAAGGGCCCCUUGGAGAAAAGCAGCCCAGGAAGGUGACUUCACUUCACCUCAAAACCCGGUAACGGGUCAAAGACGUCAUUCCUUAUUUUUACAUCUUUUCCCCUCUCCUUCUCCCAAAAAAGCCUACCGAGUUGUGCCGAAGACCUUUACCAGGGAGGAAGAGUAAGUCAUCCUCUUCUCCCUCCAGAUGCGGAUGCAGCUGUGUGAGUGACUCCCCGGGGAGCCGCAGCGGACCUCACUCAGGGGUAACCCGCGGGCUCUAAAGCCCUCUGCAGCUGCAUUUCUGAGAGCAGCAGCAACAGAAGCACUUGUUUAUGUCUAAACUGACUUAUCUCUGAAUAGAUCAGAAGUUAAAAGGGAUUCCAGCUUCCUUAUCAGAGUCUUUAUUAGGGAACCAGACCGUGACUGAUGGUGGUAGGAAUGCGCUUACUGGGAACUGUGUGUCCCUCCUAACCCUCCCGUUACUUACCACCCUGGGCUUUGCCCCACCUGUGGAAAGGCAGGAACCUGCAUUGAGGCUUCUCCCCAGAUCAGUGAUGGAGAGCAUGCAUCCUUCUGUUAAACUUCCUCUCUUUUUUCCCCCCAAGUUUUAGUCCAAUUUCUAUUCCCUUGUUGAUCAGAUGAUCCCUGGGAACUCCCUCAGGCUCUGGCCAGGCUGUUGCCUGGAGGUGGGAGCUGGGGGGGGGGGUGAAAGGAUGAGGGCAAGCCUACAGGCUCAGAUUUGCUGUUGCAUGGCAAACAAACGGCUGGGUGAGGCUCAGAGCCUUCUCACACACAGCUCCUAGCGUUUGGUUUGUCUUCCCCUGCUCUUAAGCUGCAAAAUGUAAAUCACAACAACAAGUUAUUUUAUUUAUGAUUUCUUUUUCUAAUAAACAGCAAUUUCUACCGUGAA